AUGGCAGCAAAUUACUGGGCAUCGACUCAGCGCCGCCACUGGCAGUAUUCUCGAGAAACUUUGGCAGAGAUAAGGCAAAAGCUCGAGGAUGAUGAUCGUGCCCUGGUCCAGCAGUACCCAUUGCCGGAUCGCCGUUUACUAAGCCACCUCUUCAAUCAGCAGCUGGCCAAGUUUGGGAAGCGGUUGUCGAUACGACAGCAGGCUGUCGCCACAGCACAGGUCUAUGUCCGCAGAUUUUACAGCAAAGUGGAGAUUCGGCGCACGAACCCCUAUCUCAUCCUCGCUACUGCGUUCUAUUUAGCUUGCAAGAUGGAAGAAUGCCCUCAGCAUAUAAGAACUAUCGUGAGCGAAGCUCGCUCGAUGUGGCCAGACUUCAUCAUCUCGGAUGUUUCCAAACUAGGCGAAUGCGAGUUCUAUUUGAUCUCUGAGAUGAAUUCUCAGCUCAUCAUUCACCAUCCUUACCGUACCCUGCAGGAUCUCCAGAACACUUUGAGCAUGGCACAAGAUGACACUUCGCUGGCAUGGUCUAUCAUCAACGAUCACUAUAUGACUGACUUGCCACUUCUUUACCCGCCACAUGUGAUUGCGGUGACUGCAAUCUUUCUAGCCCUGACAUUGAAGCCAACGCAGGCUGGGUUGCAAGCUGCAGCCAGUACCGCAGCAGCUCUGAGCAGUGCCACACCGAUGCCGAAGGACCAGCCUGGAAGUGUGAAUGGAGUCCCAAAUACCCAGCAGAAGAAGGUGCAGAACCUUGUUAGCUGGCUGGCCGAGGGCGAGAUCGACAUCAAAGCAGUUGUUGAGUGUUCACAGGAGAUCAUAUCACUUUACGAUGUAUUGGAGCACUUUGUUGAUAAGAUUUGCAAAGAGCAAAUAGCUCGCUUCGUUAAAGCCCGGGGCUUAGACAAAUAA
Letharia columbiana is the source of this 909-nucleotide messenger RNA. RefSeq lists its product as uncharacterized. Gene Ontology annotation, biological process: positive regulation of transcription by RNA polymerase II. The record is from RefSeq and is a predicted model, not a curated record. The transcript is spliced from 3 exons. Lineage: Eukaryota; Fungi; Ascomycota; Lecanoromycetes; Lecanorales; Parmeliaceae. Gene Ontology annotation, molecular function: cyclin-dependent protein serine/threonine kinase regulator activity. Bases 1 to 909 code for a protein of 302 amino acids. Gene Ontology annotation, cellular component: mediator complex; nucleus.